This is a messenger RNA of Schistosoma rodhaini, 2058 nucleotides long. Lineage: Eukaryota; Metazoa; Platyhelminthes; Trematoda; Strigeidida; Schistosomatidae. The record is from the annotation of a GenBank genome assembly.
AUGGUACCGCCAGAUGAAGGACAGCUUUUCGGUUUAUAUGGAUAUCUAGUUUUGAUCAUCUUCCUUGCCUUAAUAUGUAUACUCCUGUACUUGUUUCCAGAUAUAAGGGCACAUCUGCCUUGGCAUAAUUUCAUUGAAUCAAUCAAAGAUACAAAUGCUGAUAUCCCUAAGUCUAAUACAUCCGAGAAUAUUCCACGAUCAACAAAUGGAGUUCAAUUAAUUCAAUCAAAGAAAAAUCCUACUUUACGUAAACGUUCCAUUCGUAAGACAACAACAACACUAUCAUCAACUGCAAAAUCAUUAUCACCCUCAUCAUUUUCAACAAAAUUGUCAGAUAAAUCCUCAUCCUUUUCUUCAUCCGCACACUCUUUUAAUUCCAUUGAAGAUUGCCGUACAGUAGAUGAGAUUUUAAAAAAUGAACAAAAUGAAUGUCUUAACGAUACUAAUUUAUGUUCGGUUAAACAAAAACCAGUUGCCAGUGAACAGAUGAUGACGACGAUGACUGAUAAAAACAUUUUUUCGAAAGAUGCAGACACUAUUGCUUCUACGAUUCAUGAAGUAAUGAAGACGUCCAGUAGUAAAGGUAGCAGUACCACUACAAAAUCGUUGAAGACAAAGAAAUCAAAUCCUAUACAUCAUGAAUCGUGUAAAACAGUUGUUGAAUCUCCAUCACCAUUAUCAUCAUUGUCGUCUUCGUCUACUGUUCCUGAACCAUUGAAUAACUCACAGAUAUCUACUCCUGUUCCUGAUACGUCUGUUACGCCACAAGCAUUAGAUACUACCGGGAAUGAUGAUGGUGAUUGGUUAUGUGCAAAUAUCAAAUCAGUUAGACGUCGUCGACGCAAUAAUAAUAAUAAUAACAAAGACACUAAACAAUUGAUGAGUACAGAUAAUAAUAAUGAUGAUGUUCAUAUUGAUGACACCAAAUUAGAAGGACAUGUUCUACAACCGCAACCAAUAAAUUUAUCAUCUGUAAUACUAGCAGAAAAAAAUAGUCAAAAUAAGUCCAACUCUACACAUGGCAUUAGUAGCAAUGAUCAACAGUAUUUAAUGACUAGUCAAGAUGUUAUUAAUUCUAAAACUAAUGAAAAUUUAGAACCUGAUUCUAGUCAUCAAUGUGUAGUGGAAUGUAGCAACAAAACAUCUUCCAUUAUAGAAAAUAUUGAUUCUUCAUUGAAGAAACAAAGUUCCACGGAACAUUCAUUAAAGGAUCCAUCUGUUCCUAGCAGUACUACUAAUAUUACUACUACUACUACUACUACUAGUAGUAGUAAUAGUAGUCAUAGUAAUAAUGAUCCAUCUCUUAUUGUUCUUCAUUCUACUACUAUUGUUACAUCCAAACGUAAACGUCGUAAUAUUCCAAAUAAAAAAUCUACAGAUGAAAUUAUUAUUAAUAAUAAUGAAAGCAUAGAAUCUUAUAGUAUAUUAUGUAAUGAAAAUCCAUUGGAUAAUGAUAAUAAUUCAAUGUUAACAGUUACUACUACUAAUACUACUAAUAGUAGUAGUACUAUUACUACUAAUACAAAUAUCUCUACUCCUAUCCAUUUAUCAAUGAAACGUAAUUUACAUAAAAAACAUGAAGAUGAUGAGAAUGGUUUUGAGUUAAUUGAACUACCAAAUACAUCAACCUCAUCAUCAUUAUCAUCGUCAGCUGUUGAAUCGGAUGAAUUAGAAAUGCAUUCAUCAUCAUCAUUAAUUAUCAAUACUACUAGUAGUACUACUACUACUUCUACCGCUGAAAAGUCAUCAUUACCUCAAGCACCACCUGAUCUUUUAUCACAUUUUCCACCAUUAAUUAAAACAGAUAAUGGUGAUCCUAUUGCUGUAACAAUGGAAGUAGAACUUCUUGAAGGUGGAAGACAUCCACAAGCGAAUAAAUUAUUAAAAUCAGCUCUAAGCAGUAAUAAUAAUAAUAAUAAUAAUCAAAUUACUCAUCAACAAGAACAAUCAACUGAUGAUUAUGUCGGGAAAACUUAUAGUACUAGUAGUAGUGGUAAUAAAACUGCUAUGAAACGUUCAAAAGGUCAACAUAAAUACAUCCUAUUUGCUAUUUUUUAA